Xiphophorus couchianus (Monterrey platyfish) is the source of this 1658-nucleotide messenger RNA. RefSeq names its product centrosomal protein of 55 kDa-like. Gene Ontology annotation, cellular component: midbody. Gene Ontology annotation, biological process: establishment of protein localization; regulation of phosphatidylinositol 3-kinase/protein kinase B signal transduction; mitotic cytokinesis. Bases 330 to 1481 code for a protein of 383 amino acids. The transcript is spliced from 11 exons. The record is from RefSeq and is a predicted model, not a curated record. NCBI's taxonomy places the organism in Eukaryota, Metazoa, Chordata, Actinopteri, Cyprinodontiformes, Poeciliidae.
GGUAGUACUCUUUUGUCUUUGGCUUAUCUUUCCAAUAUAAUUAACUGCAACGGAACUUUGAAUUUGUACCAAUACGUUGCUAUAGUGAAAUAAUUGUUUUCUUUUCCAAACGGAAGCUUUCGCGCCUAACGCUUGCAGUGACUUUAGUUUAAAGUAGGAUACCUCAGAAGAAUGAGGCCACAUUUUGAUAGGAACAAACGUUUUCAGAUGCAUAUAUCUAUCAUAUGAAAACUAAGGUAUUUACUGAGCUUAUAAAAUCAGCUACUUGCAACAGAAAGUGAAAGAAGAAAGGAGAUGCACCCCUGGAUAUUUUCCAAAAUGUGAUAAAAAUGACAGCCUAUAGAAGCAAUGCCUCACUCAAGAAAAAACUCUGCUCAGAGCUUGUAAGGAUCAUCAGCAGCUUAAAGAAGGAAAAUAUCCAGCUGAAGAAGACUCUAGCUGAGGUGUCCCAUCAUCACGCCGAACACAAUAAGCUUGUGAAGAAACUCCUCGCUCUUGAAACUCUGUGGCUCGAGAGUCGUCAGCAGCUUCCACCGAAAGGUGAAAAAACAACUUUGUCCUCAGAGGAUUCCCCAUCAUUCUCCAAUGAUGAAGCCAUCUCUCAUCUUCAGCAUAAGCUCAACGAUGCUUUGGAAAAGAACAAGCAGUGGCUGGAAUAUGACCAGCAGAGAGAGGCCUAUGUUAGGGCAAUUCUGGACAAAAUGUUAUGGCUGGAGAAGCAUCUGAAUGAAACCAAUCAGGCCCACUCAAAGCAGCACAAUGAGGAGCAUUCAGAUGCAGAGCCACAAAGAGAGAUUAAAGAACUCUUUGUAAACCAAUUGAAACAGGCUGAUGUCUGGCUGGAUAUGCUCAAAAAACAAGUUGAAGUGACUCAUCAGGAGCUGAUCAUUGCUGAAAAAAGGUUCAGAGCAAGAGAAGGAGAAUUAGAGGCUCUCAUCCACCAACUGAAGAGUGAAACAAUAAGCAAAGGAAGCCCACAAGAAGGAUGUCAUAACUCUGAGGAGGAAGAGCAACAGCAGAGGGAGGAGACCCAAGAACUCAAAGCCAGGCUGAAGGAGGAGAAACGAAGGUCUACAAAUUUUGAGCUGCAGGCAAGCCUCUAUCAGAGGUACAUGUUAAACUAUCACCAUGCAGACCAGGAAAAGAUUACAGACCUGGAAAGACAGCUCAAGAUUUCUUCACAAGACCUUGAGGAUGCAAAGCGGGACUCUUCAUAUUUAAAGAAGCAAAUGCUCAGAAUUCUGAAGAAGCUACAUAGAGCAGAAGGCCCUUCCCCAGAUCAGUCAAAGAGAGACCAGCAGGACCUGGGCUCAUGUGAAGAGGCGAUGCCACCCUCCUCGUCCCCCAGAGACAGCCUGGCGUCCUCUUCUCACACCAGCGUGCUGAAUGACAGCAUCCUGGAGUGUCCCACCUGCCAGAACGAGUACCCAGCCAGCGAGUACAGAGAGCUGCUGAAGCACCUGGAAAUCUGUCUGGAAUGAAUCUACCCAUGAAAGUUCAGUUCUGUUUCUUUGUUUAGAAGUCACAGCACAAGUUCAAUGCCUGUUAAUAAACUGCAGUUUUGCUAUAUGUUAUUUUAGAACCUCAGUUCUGAAAUGAUUUUAAAUUUAAUAGAUUUUUUUUGAAGCAUUGUUUUCAUUAAGAUAAAUUUACCUGAA